CCUCACCAUUGGCUAGAGGGCGGGUCCUUUCUGCCCAGGGGGCGGGGCUAUGGAGACAGGCGGGGCCUAUCGCGCCUGCGCAGAGUCCUCCAGCCGCAGCUCGCACCAGCGGUGUCUGGGCUCCGGGUCCAGACUGAGAUCGCUGAGCUGCGCAGGGCCCCGCCCCGGGCUCCAUUGUUGAGGCAGCGGACGCUCCGCGGUCUGCGCUCCUUUCGGCCGUCCUGCGCUCACGAGCCACUGAAUCCUGAGCAAUGGAAGAAUUAAUAGUUGAACUCCGCCUGUUCCUGGAGCUCCUGGACCAUGAGUACCUCACGUCAACUGUCAGAGAGAAAAAGGCAGUGCUUACCAACAUCCUGCUUCGAAUGCAGUCAUCCAAGGGCUUUGAAGUGAAGGACCAUGCACAGAAGGCAGAGACCAACAACCUCCCGGCACCACCCCAGAUGCCUCUGCCAGAGAUCCCUCAGCCAUGGCUGCCUCCUGACAGUGGGCCUCCGCCGUUACCGACAUCCUCUCUCCCAGAGGGUUACUAUGAGGAAGCUGUGCCCCUGAGUCCUGGAAAAGCUCCAGAGUACAUCACCUCAAAUUAUGACUCUGAGGCCAUGAGCAGUUCCUAUGAGUCAUAUGAUGAAGAGGAAGAGGAUGGGAAGGGGAAGAAAACGCGGCAUCAGUGGCCAUCAGAGGAGGCCUCUAUGGACCUGGUGAAAGAUGCCAAGAUCUGCGCCUUCCUGUUGCGUAAGAAACGCUUCGGCCAGUGGACCAAGCUGCUCUGCGUCAUCAAAGACACCAAGCUGCUGUGCUACAAAAGUUCCAAGGACCAGCAGCCUCAGAUGGAGCUGCCCCUGCAGGGCUGCAGCAUCACGUACAUCCCGAGAGACAGCAAGAAGAAGAAACACGAGCUGAAAAUCACCCAGCAAGGCACAGACCCUCUGGUCCUCGCCGUCCAGAGCAAGGAGCAGGCCGAGCAGUGGCUGAAGGUAAUCAAAGAGGCCUACAGUGGCUGCAGUGGGCCCGUGGAUCCAGAGUGUUCUCCACCACCCAGCGCCAGUGUCCCUGUGAACAAGGCAGAACUGGAGAAGAAAUUGUCUUCAGAGAGGCCCAGCUCUGAUGGAGAAGGUGUUGUAGAAAACGGAGUCACCACGUGUAAUGGAAAAGAACAAGCAAAGAGGAAGAAACCCUCCAAGUCAGAGGCCAAGGGGACUGUGUCCAAGGUCACUGGGAAGAAAAUUACCAAGAUCAUCGGUCUGGGAAAGAAGAAGCCAUCCACAGAUGAGCAGACGUCAUCAGCAGAGGAAGAUGUGCCCACCUGUGGCUACCUAAAUGUGCUCUCUAACAGUCGCUGGCGGGAGCGCUGGUGCAGAGUGAAGGACAGCAAGCUCAUUCUCCACAAGGACCGGGCUGACCUGAAGACCCACAUCGUCUCCAUCCCUCUCCGCGGCUGCGAGGUGAUUCCGGGCUUGGAUUCUAAGCACCCAUUGACCUUCCGGCUGCUUCGAAAUGGACAGGAGGUGGCUGUCCUAGAGGCAUCAUCUUCUGAAGACAUGGGCAGAUGGAUUGGCAUCUUACUGGCUGAGACAGGGUCCUCAACGGACCCAGGAGCCCUACACUAUGACUACAUAGAUGUGGAGAUGUCAGCAAAUGUCAUCCAGACGGCUAAACAGACCUUCUGCUUUAUGAACAGGAGGGCAGUGUCCACUAGCCCGUACCUGGGGAGCCUCUCCAAUGGCUAUGCCCAUCCCAGUGGGACAGCACUACACUAUGACGACGUCCCUUGUGUCAACGGCUCGUGGGACAUGGAUGGCGGCUUUCCUGGCUGUGGGAGCAGAGGCCCAGUGGAAGAGGUGCUUUAUGAUAACGCAGGCCUCUACGAUAACUUGCCAUCGCCGACAAUCUUUGCUCGCUCCUCUCCUGCUGACCGGAGGGCAUCUCGGCCACCCACUGACAGGCUAUCCUCUAACCACUACAAAUCCCCCACCUCCUGCAGCCCACCCUGCUCCCCAUCUGUCACUAACACCUCUUCUGUGGGGAGGGCGUCUCUCGGGCUGCACUCCCAGUUGAAGAACAAAAAACCUCCAGCGUCAUCUAAUGGGCUUCCUGUGAAGGGAAAGGCUCCCAGCAGCCAGCAAAAAAAGGUGGAAUCUGCGGGGGGCGUGAAGCGCACAGCAUCAAAUGCCGAGCAGUACAAAUAUGGUAAGAACCGGGUAGAAGCAGAUGCCAAGCGGUUACAGUCCAAAGAGGAAGAGCUACUGAAGAGAAAAGAGGCCCUGCGGAACAGGCUGGCACAGCUCCGGAAAGAGAGGAAGGACCUGAGGGCUGCCAUCGAAGUGAAUGCAGGCAGGAAGACCCAGGUGGCCCUGGAGGACAAGUUGAAGAGGUUGGAGGAAGAGUGCAAGCAGAGGGAGGCAGAGCGGGUCAGCCUGGAGCUGGAGCUGACGGAGGUCAAGGAGAGCCUGAAGAAGGCCUUGGCAGGUGGCGUCACUCUAGGACUGGCUAUCGAACCCAAGUCAGGGACAUCAAGCCCACAGUCUCCAGUGUUUCGGCAUCGGACUCUGGAAAACUCCCCCAUCUCCAGCUGUGAUACAAGCGAUGCUGAGGGGCCUUUGCCUGUGAACAGUGCAGCCGUCCUGAAGAAGAGCCAGCCGUCCUCCAGCAGCUCCCCUUGCCGUGGGCACGUGCUGCAGAAGGCCAAGGAGUGGGAGCUGAAGAAUGGAACAUAGAGGGAGCCCAGCCACACCCAGAGACUGUGUACUGCCACCAGCCUUGCAUGUGACACGUGCGCCUCCCAAAGUGGCCCGAGCAUGACUGCAGAAGUUUAGACCGAGUCUGACGCUGACCCUUGGCUGGCUUGCGUGCACGCUUUCUACUGUACGACGGUGCCCUUUAGGAAAGUUUACUUUAAAACUUUGGUGUCCAAAUUUACUUGUUAAGAAGCAGAAAUGAAAGGGAUUGACAAGCGGUUUUGAAGCACCCUCUAGCAGAUGGGGUGGUUCUGAGGACCUCAGCUCAGUCCCAACCUGCAGCCCACGGACCGUGCGCCCCUGUGAGACGGGGUGGGCCAAGCCUUUCCCCUGUGUGGUCAGAGCUGCAUACCUCACCCUGUUUGCAAGAGGGUCCUACUCUGCAGCAGCAGCAUGAGCUCCUGUGUCUCUGCAUACACACCUCUCCCCACCCCCUCCCCCUUCCCCUCCCCCUCCCCUUCCCUUCCUGUCCCCUGUCACUGGAGGUGAAGCCAUGAGGAAUAGUGCUGUGAAGCGACUUUAAGAUUCAGUUUUGGUAUUGGACAAGCCUUUUGUCACCAGGAUAGAGAUGUUGUCAUUCUUUUUACCAGGGUUUUUCAUGUUUGUUUUAAAGAAAAUGCCCCUGCCCUGCCCCUUUUCAUCAUGUGCUGUGCUUGGACCUUAAGGACUUUUCAGAGACCCUGUUUCCUUCCCACUGUAUGAUGUACUUUGAGAGGCUGCACAGAGCUUUCAGUCCUUGGCUAGCAUGUACCCCUUUCUCCUGACCUGAGACCCCAGCUUCCCAGGCAGGGGCUCCUGAGCCCAGGAAGCACACCGGCCACCAUCUGCCUAUGGGUGUAACAGAGCAGGUUCUAGAACCUGUAGUUUAACCUGGCCCAUCUGUGAACAAAGACAUUCCUUCCAGAGCUCCUUCCUCAAGUUUACACUCGAAGCUGUAGAUCAGGGUGCACUCCCAUGCCGAGGUUCGGAUUGCAUGGGCCCUUCCCACUCUCCCGUCUGCCUCUGGGCAUUUCAUAGGAUCGUUCAGCUGCUCGGGAUGCAUCGUCUGCAGGUCAUGGGGGCUAGCCUCUACCCUAGGAGUUUGAGAUUCAAACUGGCUUUGGGAGCUUCCAGAGUACAGUGCGAACCUCUCCACCAUGGGGAGAUGCAGGCAGUGACCUGGACAUUAGGCAUCUCUGCAGACUUGUGCAGGGCCAGUUAUACACAGUGAGAACCUAGUGAUGCCUUUCCAUCGCAGUCCAGAAUGUCCUUAGCACACACGGGAGGAAAGUCUCCCAGGCUCCCUGCAGAGGGGCCUUCUCUGGGCAGCCUUCAUAUCCAGGAUUGGUGCUCUGGGCUUGAGCCCUGCAGCAGCUGCCUUGGAGUCACAAAAGAGCAGCAAGGUGGUUACCGGGGUACAGGGACAGGAAAGCUACUCAGCUGAAGGUCUGUCCCAGGCUAGCCCACUGUAAGACCCUUGCCAAGCUGUGCAAUGGUGCUUCUCUCUAGUGCCUUCCUCCAAAGGGCAGUUCUGAUUCUUCACAGCAGCAUCUGUGUGGGCUGGUGUCUGCCAGGAAUCUGUGUAGAAAGACCAGGAGGAGGCAUACAGCCUCCACACACACCAGCCUACUCACGGAGCUGCAACUGGGGGAGCCCCUUGGGUCAUCGCAGGGAGCUGUGACCAUUCCAUGCUCUGAAAGGGAAGAGAAUUUAAUGUGCCAUAGACUUCUGCUGCCUCGGGUCUCAGAGCAGUGCUUUUGGUCACUCCAAUAACAGCCUUCUUUGCCAGGAAACCUGGUCCAGGCUUUGACUGUUACCAAAACAAGGAGAAAAUGCCCAACUUGACAGCCAGUCCUGGCCAGCAUAGAGGGACAUAGUGAAGUAUCGUGUCCAGCAGAUAAACCUCAGAUGAGUUUGUCCUGAUGAAAACACAGCAGCCUCCAGGCUCCUGGCAUUCUUAGUUUGUGCUGAGAAACCCAGGCCUGUAAUCCUUUCACUGUGCCGGAUGCUACAAAUUCCUUAGAACCAUAUAAAGUAGGUCCUGGAGAAGUUACGGCUCCCAACACAGGGCUCCACUGUCCUGUGGUCCCAUUAAUGUUCUGAGAUUUGGUCAGAAAGCUAGUUCAAAGCAUUUGUUUCAAAAUAAGUUAUUUAUUUGUAUAUGUUCAAUAAAUAGAGUUUUAAUUUAUAUGUACAUAUUGGGACACCCAUGAUCCUGUCAGGAUUCUCAGUGCUCUCAUUCUAUGACUCUCCCAAAGCCACCGGCAUGACCCCAGCCAUCGAUGGCAGGUUUGCUUUGUGUGGAUCCAGGUAGGCAGAGGGCUGAACCAGCCCCUUUCUGUGAGCAACCAGGUCCUCUGCACCAUGGGAGAUGCUCCACCUCUUGGGGCCUCUCUUUGAGGCCACAGAGUUUCCCUGGGUCUACUUUUGCUACAACUUGGCAAGAUGUCAUCAGCUUUCACAAACCCCUACUUUUAUGUCCGUUUUCUAACUAACCAUUUGCAUGCAAAUAUCAUGCUGGCCCGGGGAUUUGCUCUGGUCCCUGGCCUGGGCAUGUGGGUGCAACCCUCAGUGUCACACAAGCUCAUGUACCAGUGUUCUUGCAAGGGUGAGUGUGGGUCAAACAGGUCAUCCCAGGUGCCAGAGUGACCUGUCAGGACGGUAUGGACCCACUUCACACAGAAUCUUCCAGAGUGCUUGCUGCUCCCCUGCCUCAGCGUCAGUGCCCGGUCGCUUCCCCGUGCAUGCCUUGGUCCUGCCUCACCAUCCUGUCCACUUCAUCUGUCCACUGCUCCAAUUUCCCUUUGGCUGUUUCUGUGUCAGCUCGCCCAUGCCAAUGGGACUUUUAGAAAAUCGGCUUUGGAAAGCAAUGUCCCAGGCCCUGAGGACAUCGAGGAAGGCUUCCAAUAUGUGGGGACUGCAGUCCCCCAGGUAGAAUUCACACACAGGCAGCAGCUGGACUGUGUGUCCCUGGCCUCUCCUCCCAAAGGCAAGGGACAAGCCUUCCCUGUCGUUGACCUCUGCCCUGUGCUCUGGGGAAUACUUGAGCCAAGUUAAGACAUUCACACCCACCCUCACCAGCAAGCAGGACACCUUCAAGGUCCAUUCUAUGGGUGGGGCAACAUCAAAAUGAUUGAUCUUUCUGGGUUUUUUUUUCUAAAGUAAUUUUGAAAUAGAGACAUUUCAAAUCCAUGACAUAGUUUUUAUAGAAGCAACUGAAUGUCUGGGUCUUGUUCCCACUGACUUACUACUAAUCACGCCAGAGGGCUGGGUUUCUACUGUGAACUAAACUGAAACUAAACUCCCUCACUCCCCGUGCCAUCCUCACACAGCUCAGCCCCAGGGAGAGCGGAAGCAGCUUGGCCAUGUCACUGGCGUGCAAAGCCCUCCCCUCAGUUUUGAGGAACACCCUUUGCCAGUAGGUGGGGAUAUACCACCAUGAUCUUUGGAAACCUGGGCUUCCUGUACACCAGAUUGGAUUGUCCUUUCAAAAUGGUGUCUUUAGUUCAUAAUUCUUAGGGACCAAAGGUGUUUUUAAUAGGAUAAUGUUUUAAUUGAUUUCUAACAAAGGUUUACUCUACAUUUUAAUACCAGUUUUUUUACAUUCUAGAUAUUCCAAAUCAAUUGCUCGUGGCUCUAAGUUGUAAAAUGUUUUCACGUUAUGAAUGUAAUUAUUUCCUUAAUGUAUUUUUAAAAAAAAACUAAAAUCAUAUUUAAAAUAACCUUGGAAAGACAACAGGCGAAGGAAAGAGAAAGUUUUUUUUUAAUUAACUAUGUUGGUAGCCCAUUUGAAAUGACUGUAAAUAUAUUUUGAUUGUGUAGCUCAAUGUAUUUAAUUCAGAAAGUAAAAAUUUUUUAUGUAAAGAGACUUGCAAUGAAAAAUCCUAGUUUUCAGUCCAUGCCCCUAUCUUGUAGUCACUCCCUCCCAACUUUUCUCCUCUACAAACUGAUUUUUUUUCUACUGUUGUAACCGUGUACCCAUCGACUGGCGCCCAUUGGCGGAACUUGUUUGUGUAUUAAUAAAACUGUGCUAUGUAGUCCGGCCUUGUGUCCUCCUGACAGUGGCUCAUGGUGCAGAAGAAGUUGUU
Rattus norvegicus (Norway rat) is the source of this 6802-nucleotide messenger RNA. RefSeq names its product actin filament associated protein 1 (gene Afap1). NCBI's taxonomy places the organism in Eukaryota, Metazoa, Chordata, Mammalia, Rodentia, Muridae. The record is from RefSeq and is a predicted model, not a curated record. Gene Ontology annotation, cellular component: stress fiber.